CUGGCGGCUAUCUCAAAAUCGGGCAGCACCGCAGAUAAUCAGAGUGGAAUGGAUUCUUGCAGCCGGUAUAAAAGCCACAGUUGAAGGCAUUUCACGUUUUAGUCGCCGAUCAACAACGCGAGCGAACCGCAGAAGUGCCUACAAGAGCUUAAGAACAAAAUACAAGGAAGAUUGUAAAUUUUUCAAACAAAUUUAACAAUUAAUCUCAGCCAUGGGUUUCGAUAGCAACGCGGACAAGCCAAUAAAACCCAGCAGAGUGGGCGCACGUCACGGCCAGGCGAUUCUGCUGUUCGUGGGCAUGAUGAUCAAUUACUUUCAGCGUGUAAAUAUCUCCGCUGCGAUUGUGCCCAUGACUCAAUUGACAGCGGGUGCUCCGUAUUACGAUUGGGAUCUAGCCGAGAAGUCCCUAAUUUUGAGCAGCUUCUUUUGGGGCUACGUGCUGUCCCAGGUGCCGUCAGGCUUGUUGGCGAAACGUUUUGGUGCCAAAUAUGUGAUUAGCUUGGCCACAGCCGCGGGCGGCAUCCUGUGCUUCUUUCAUCCCCUGGCUGCGGAGGGUGGCUGGAUCGAUAUCUGUGUGCUGCGCGUGCUGACCGGCCUGGUCCAGGGCAGUGUUUAUCCAUGUGUGCACACGCUAUUGUCCAAAUGGGUGCCGCGCACAGAGCGUGGCUUUCUCACGACUGGCAUCUAUUCGGGCGCACAGUUUGGCACGGCGGUUAUUCUAGUUAGCAGCGGUGACAUAUUUGAGUCCAGCAUGGGCUGGCCGGGACUCUUUUACAUUUCUGGUGGUCUGAGCCUGGCCUGGGCGCUGCUCUUUCUGUGGCAGGGCGCCAACGAGCCGGCCACAUCACGCAACAUCAGCAAAAUCGAACGCGAAUACAUCGAAAGUCUGACGGGCAGCAAUAACAGCGGUCAGUCCUUGCCUGUGCCUUGGAUGUCCAUCUUCAGUUCGUCGGCCUUCUAUGGUCUGCUGGCCGCCCAUUGCGGCUUCACCUGGGGCUUUUACACGCUGCUCACGGAGAUGCCCACCUAUAUGAGCAAGGUACUCAAACUGAAUGUCAAGUCAAAUGCGCUGCUCUCCUCCUUGCCCUACUUUGCCAUGGGUGUGCUGUGCUUUGUGGUCAGUCCCAUUUCCGAUCUGCUUAUCAAUCGGGGCAGCAUUACGGUUACCACUGCACGUAAGUUGUUCAACUCAAUUGGCCAGUGGGUGCCCAUGGGCUGCCUAAUUGGGCUGGGCUACAUGACCGCCGACGAGAAGAUCGGCGCCAUUGUCCUGCUCACCCUGGCCGUGGGCAUCAAUGCAGCCUGCUUUUGCGGUUACCUCGUUAAUCACAUGGACUUGUCGCCAAACUUUGCUGGUCCCAUGAUGGGCGUCACAAAUGGCCUGGCUGGAGUAACAUCUAUUGUGGCGCCCUUGGUUGUGGGCGCCAUUUUGACGGAUGAGGAGGAUCCUACCCAAUGGCGCAUAGUUUUCUUUAUCACCGGUGGCAUCUACCUGCUAUGCAAUGCGCUCUUCGUACUCCUGGGCAAGGCCACGGUGCAGCCCUGGAACGACCCGCCCAGCGUGUCCAGCACAACGACUCUACGCAACAACUUACAGGUGGAUUCCAGAACCAUAGCACCGAUAGACAGCAAAGAGGAUCGGUUUUGAGUUGUAGUCAUAGAAAGUU
Drosophila novamexicana is the source of this 1667-nucleotide messenger RNA. RefSeq names its product putative inorganic phosphate cotransporter (gene MFS12). Gene Ontology annotation, molecular function: transmembrane transporter activity. Gene Ontology annotation, cellular component: plasma membrane. The transcript is spliced from 4 exons. NCBI's taxonomy places the organism in Eukaryota, Metazoa, Arthropoda, Insecta, Diptera, Drosophilidae. The record is from RefSeq and is a predicted model, not a curated record. Gene Ontology annotation, biological process: transmembrane transport; monoatomic anion transport. Bases 212 to 1648 code for a protein of 478 amino acids.